Messenger RNA from Nicrophorus vespilloides, 456 nucleotides. Its product is annotated as adult-specific cuticular protein ACP-20-like. NCBI's taxonomy places the organism in Eukaryota, Metazoa, Arthropoda, Insecta, Coleoptera, Silphidae. Gene Ontology annotation, cellular component: extracellular matrix. The coding region runs from base 15 to 449 and encodes 144 amino acids. The record is from RefSeq and is a predicted model, not a curated record. The transcript is spliced from 2 exons.
AUAUCAUUAGCAACAUGUUCAUCAAAAUUGUAACGAUCGUCGCAACCCUUGCGGUAGUAGCUGCCAAUCCAAUUGAGCACGCUAAUUCCUAUGCAAGUGUGCAGCAUCAUCAAGGAUCUCAUGUGCACAGUGCUCCAGCUGUUCUCUUGAAUCAACAACAACACCACGAAGAAGUCUAUCCAGACGCUCACCCGAAAUACGAAUUCAAAUACGGAGUUGAAGAUCAUCACACCGGAGACCAAAAGUCUCAGAUGGAAGUCAGAGAUGGCGACGUAGUUAAAGGAGAAUAUUCGGUCGUUCAGCCAGAUGGUACCAUCCGCAAAGUGCAAUACUCUGCUGAUCAUCACAACGGAUUCAACGCCGAAGUUUCUUACUCCGGUCACGCAACUUAUCCUCAACAAAACAAACAAGUAAUUGCUGCGGCUGCGGCUCCAGUUUAUCACCAUUAAAAUAAUA